Oryzias latipes (Japanese medaka) is the source of this 4078-nucleotide messenger RNA. RefSeq names its product karyopherin (importin) beta 3 (gene ipo5). NCBI's taxonomy places the organism in Eukaryota, Metazoa, Chordata, Actinopteri, Beloniformes, Adrianichthyidae. Gene Ontology annotation, biological process: protein import into nucleus. The record is from RefSeq and is a predicted model, not a curated record. Gene Ontology annotation, molecular function: protein binding.
AAUCAGCCAAUGGCUCUUCACUCGGGCUGUGUGACCGAAGCGAGAUCUGCCGGGUUCUUUUCGCCGUUUCUCCGCCCGGCUGGUCUUUUCUGAUCUCACGGCAAUGGCGGAGCAGCAGCAGUUCUACCUCUUGCUGGGUAAUCUCAUGAGCCCCGACAACAAUGUCAGGAAACAAGCGGAGGAAACGUACGACAACAUCCCAGGACAGAACAAGAUCUCCUUCCUGCUGCACGCCAUCAGGGAUGCUUCGGCCGCAGAAGAGGUCAGACAGAUGGCGGCGGUUCUGCUCCGGCGGCUGCUGUCCUCCUCCUUCGAGGAGAUCUACCCGGGUCUGACCCUGGAGAUGCAGACCGCCGUGAAGACGGAGCUGCUGAGCAGCAUCCAGCAGGAGAGCUCGCCAAACAUCCGCAAGAAGGUCUGCGACAUCGCCGCCGAGCUCUGCAGGAACCUCGUGGAUGACGAUGGGAACAACCAGUGGCCAGAGGUGCUGAAGUUCCUGUUCGACUCUGUGAACUCCGAGGACGUGGGGCUGCGGGAAGCCGCCCUGCACGUCUUCUGGAACUUCCCGGGAAUCUUCGGCAACCAGCAGCAGCACUACCUGGAGGUGAUCAAGCGCAUGCUGGUUCAGUGCAUGCAGGACCAGGCCCACCCCCAGAUUCAGAAUCUGGCCGCUCGGGCCGCAGCGGCGUUCGUUCUGUCCAACGAAGGAAACACGGCGCUGCUGAAGCACUUUGCAGACCUGCUGCCGGGAAUCCUGCAGGUGGUGAACGAGUCGUGCUAUCAGGGAGACGACUCCGUGCUCAAGUCUUUGGUGGAAAUCGCCGACACGGCGCCCAAAUACCUGAGGCCCAACCUGGAGGCCACGCUGCAGCUCUGCCUGAAGCUCUGCUCCGACACAAACCUGGCAAACAUGCAGAGGCAGCUGGCCCUGGAGGUCAUCGUCACGCUGUCGGAGACGGCGGCCGCCAUGCUGAGGAAACACACGGCGAUCGUGGCUCAGAGCGUGCCUCAAAUGUUGGCGAUGAUGGUGGACCUGGAGGAUGACGAGGAGUGGGCGAUGGCCGACGAGCUGGAGGACGAUGACUUUGACAGCAACGCCGUGGCCGGGGAGAGCGCUCUGGACAGAAUCGCCUGCGGACUCGGAGGGAAGAUCAUCCUGCCCAUCAUCAAGCAGCACAUCAUGCAGAUGCUGCAGAACUCCGACUGGAAGUACCGGCACGCGGGGCUGAUGGCGCUGUCUGCCAUCGGCGAGGGUUGUCACCAGCAGAUGGAGGCCAUCCUCCAGGAGAUCGUCAGCUACGUGCUCCUCUUCUGCUCCGACUUUCAUCCGAGGGUGCGCUACGCCGCCUGCAACGCCAUUGGACAGAUGGCCACAGACUUCGCUCCAACGUUUCAGAAGAAGUUCCACGAUAAGGUGAUCGCGGCGCUGCUCCAGACCAUGGAGGACCAGAACUUCCCCCGGGUGCAGGCGCACGCCGCGGCGGCGCUCAUAAACUUCACGGAGGACUGUCCCAAGUCUAUCCUCAUCCCGUACCUGGACAACCUGCUGCAGCACCUCCACGUCAUCAUGGUGGGGAAGCUGAACGAGCUGAUCCAGAAGGGAAACAAGCUGGUGCUGGAGCAGGUGGUGACGUCCAUCGCCUCCGUGGCCGACACCGCAGAGGAGAAGUUCGUGCCGUACUACGACCUCUUUAUGCCCCCCCUCAAACACAUCGUGGAAAACGCCAUGCAGAAGGAGCUCCGCCUCCUGCGGGGAAAGACCAUCGAGUGCAUCAGCCUGAUCGGCCUGGCUGUCGGAAAGGAGAAGUUCAUGCCAGACGCGUCCGCCGUCAUGCAGCUGCUCCUCAAGACCCAGACGGACUUCAACGACCUGGAGGACGACGACCCUCAGAUCUCCUACAUGAUCUCGGCCUGGGCCCGGAUGUGUAAGAUCCUGGGGAAGGAGUUCCAGCAGUACCUGCCCGUGGUGAUGGGCCCCCUCAUGAAGACCGCCUCCAUCAAGCCCGAGGUGGCGCUGCUGGACACUCAGGACAUGGAGGACAUGUCGGAGGACGACGGCUGGGAGUUCGUCAACCUGGGAGACCAGCAGAGCUUCGGAAUCAAGACGGCGGGGCUGGAGGAGAAGGCCACGGCCUGCCAGAUGCUGGUUUGUUAUGCCAAAGAGCUGAAGGAGGGCUUUGUGGGCUACACGGAGCAGGUGGUGAAGCUGAUGGUUCCUCUGCUCAAGUUCUACUUCCACGAUGGCGUGCGAGUGGCGGCGGCCGAGUCCAUGCCUCUCCUCCUGGAGUGCGCUCAGGUCCGAGGCCCGGAGUACCUGACCCAGAUGUGGCUGUUCAUGUGCGACGCGCUCAUCAAGGCCAUCGGCACGGAGCCGGACUCGGAUGUGCUGUCGGAGAUCAUGCACUCUUUCGCCAAGUGCAUCGAGCUGAUGGGCGACGGCUGUCUGAACAACGAGCACUUCGAGGAGCUGGGCGGCAUCCUGAAGGGGAAGCUGGAGGAACAUUUCAAGAACCAGGAGCUCAGGCAGACCAAGAGGCAGGACGAGGAUUACGACGAGCAGGUGGAGGAGACCCUGAAGGACGAGGACGAGAACGACGUCUACAUCCUGACCAAGGUGUCGGACAUCCUGCACUCGGUGUUCAGCAGCUACAAGGAGAAGGUGCUGCCGUGGUUUGAGCAGCUCCUGCAGCUCAUCGUUCAGCUCAUAAGCUCCGCCCAGCCGUGGGCCGACCGGCAGUGGGGGCUGUGCAUCUUUGAUGACGUGGUGGAGCACUGCAGCCCCGCCUCCUUCAAGUACGCCGAGUACUUCCUGCAGCCCAUGCUGCAGUCGCUGUGCGACAAGAGCCCCGAGGUCCGGCAGGCGGCCGCGUACGGCGUGGGGGUCAUGGCUCAGUUCGGCGGGGACAACUACCGCCCGUUCUGCUCAGAGGCGCUCCCCCUGCUGGUCACGGUCAUCCAGGCGCCGGACUCGCGCUCCAAGGAGAACGUCAACGCCACGGAAAACUGCAUCUCCGCCGUUGGAAAGCUCAUGAGGUUCCGCCCGGAGUGCGUCAACGUGAACGAGGUCCUCCCUCAUUGGCUGGGCUGGCUGCCGCUAAACGAGGACAAGGAGGAGGCGGUCCACACCUUCGACUUCCUGUGCGACCUCAUCGAGAGCAACAACCCCAUCGUGCUCGGGCCCGACAACGCCAACCUCCCCAAGAUCUUCGUCAUCAUCGCCGACGGCGUCGCAAACGAGUCGAUCAAGAACGAAGAUGCGUGCAGCAAACGGCUCGCCAACGUCAUCCGCCAAGUGCAGGUGUCGGGCGGCUUAUGGACGCAGUGUGUCUCCGGUCUGAACGAGAAGCAGCAGAAAGCGGUCCAGGACCUGCUGAACGCCGCCGCCUGAGCCCCUCCUCCCUUCCUCUCCCCCCCAAAAAAUAAAACCACCCAGAAGAUCCUGGACUCUGACUCCCCCUCUCCCCCCUUUCUUCCUACUGCUCUGAUCUGUUAAAGUGAAGGCCCGCCCCCCUCCCCGUCUAGAGACGUACAUUCAGACACUUGGAGCAGGCGGGACGACUCCACGUGGGACUCUAAGGGGGGCCAUGGGGUGGGGGGCGUAGGAAAUGGACGUUGACGUGGACUGAGCUGCUAAAGGGGCUGCGGACGGGCCGACCACUGCCCGCCCAUGUGAAAAUGAAGAUUGUUCUUUUUUUUUUUUUUUUGUAUUUUCUUGUUCCGUGUUCCCAUGGUUACGGUUUGGGAGAAAAUGGCCUUUUUUUUCUGCCGGAAGUGGGGGGGCUGUCCGUUCAGCAGUAGCAGCAUGUUAACGGUUAGAAGAGUUAGAACAUUAGAGUUCUGUAGUCCAGGCCGCCAGACUUUGGACAUGUUCACAUUUUUGUCUCUUUUUUUUUUUUUUUAAAUGUUCUUGCCCCUUUUAGGUAGCAGCUGGAGGCGCCGGCCUUCGUCUCUGAAGGUCAGUUCGGAGCUUCGACUGUAGAGUAUUUGUAAAGGAGUGCUGCUGUUCACUCGACUUUAUGACCCGUUCAGUCCUGCAGAUAUGAAAUUCCAGAAGCUAAUAAACUGCAUUUGAGAAGAA